Dracunculus medinensis (Guinea worm) is the source of this 579-nucleotide messenger RNA. Lineage: Eukaryota; Metazoa; Nematoda; Chromadorea; Rhabditida; Dracunculidae. The record is from the annotation of a GenBank genome assembly.
AUGGCGGUUACUUUGUCGUGUUCAUUUGGAAAACAAAUUUCUUCAUUAUUAAUUCGGUCAAAUUUAAGGCGAAAUUUAUUGAUGAGAAUGUCCUCUGUUGAAGCAAAAGAAAUAGCUAUCGAACCAGGUCCACCAUCACCCGUACCGACUGAGACUCGGAAAGUUUCUGAGAGGAUCGAAGCUCUUGUUGAUCAGAUAACAAAUUUAUCGUUACUGGAAGUUUCUGAUCUUAAUUAUGCAUUACGAAAACGUUUAAAUAUACCGGAGACAAUAGCAAUGCCAGUGGGAAUGGUUACGAAUACGCCACGAAUAGUUCCAGAAGAAGAGGAGAAUUCUUCGAUUCAAAAGGAAAAACCGCAAAAAAUUUCGUUUCGAGUAAUGCUGAAUUCAUUCGAUGAAACUAAAAAAGUUCCUUUGAUUAAAGAAAUUCGAAACGUGAUUCCUGGAUUGAAUCUUGUGCAAGCGAAGAAAUUCGUUGAUUCUAUACCUGCUGUUAUAAAACAGGAUAUUGGUAAAGGAGAAGCAGAUGAAUUAAAGGCAAUGCUCGAAAAAGUGGGAGGAGUGUGUGAAAUCGAGUGA